UAUCCUAUAUAUCUAUGGAUGGGAGUCUAUUCUGAUGGCUUUGUCCAGGUUGGCGACCGUGCUGCUGUUUUGGGUUUUGUUGGAGCACCUUGGACGAUAGCUACGUAUAUAGUUGAAGGGGGUACGACUCGCACAUAUACAACCAUAAAGAGAAUGUGUCAUACAUCACCACAUGUAUUGAGGGCCCUUCUUUCUCAUUUGGCACAGGCAAUAACCGAAUACAUUGUUUUCCAAGUGGAAUCUGGUGCUCAUUGCAUACAAAUAUUUGAUUCAUCGGGUGGACAACUAACACCUGAGAUGUGGGAGCACAGGUCAAAACCUUAUAUAGAAGAGAUUGUGAGAGUAGUAAGAAAGAAAUGCCCCAAAACACCUCUUGUUCUAUACAUCAAUGGAAACGGUGGCCUUCUUGAACGUAUGAAAGGAACUGGAGUUGACGUCAUUGGACUGGACUGGACAGUCAACAUGGCAGAUGGAAGGAGACGAUUGGGUAGUGGGAUCGGUGUCCAGGGAAAUGUGGACCCUGCUUACUUAUUUUCUCCUCUUCCUACCCUUACUGAAGAAAUCCAAAGGGUUGUAAGAUGUGCGGGACCGAGAGGACACAUUCUGAAUCUAGGACACGGUGUUCUUGUCAGAACUCCAGAAGAAGCCGUUGCACAUUUCUUUGACGUCUCAAAAACGUUGAAGUACGAUGCGCCUCAAAAUCAUGCCAUAGAGGAACCGAAACUGGUAGCUUAAGGUACAGUAUUGGUUUAAGCACACCUAAGCAUUUUUUUUGUUUAUAAAUUUGGCUUUUGGUUCGGAGUUAACAGCUUGUUCCAGAAAUAGGCAUGCAAUUGGUUUUGCUAUUAGCUAGUGUGCAGGUAAGAAGUUGACUGAAGCCCUGAGUUUCUUUUUACAUGAUUAAGGGUGAGCAUGCUA
Morus notabilis is the source of this 918-nucleotide messenger RNA. RefSeq names its product uroporphyrinogen decarboxylase 1, chloroplastic. Bases 19 to 735 code for a protein of 238 amino acids. Gene Ontology annotation, molecular function: uroporphyrinogen decarboxylase activity. Lineage: Eukaryota; Viridiplantae; Streptophyta; Magnoliopsida; Rosales; Moraceae. The record is from RefSeq and is a predicted model, not a curated record. Gene Ontology annotation, biological process: porphyrin-containing compound biosynthetic process. The transcript has 4 exons.